Messenger RNA from Phragmites australis (common reed), 734 nucleotides. Its product is annotated as large ribosomal subunit protein uL29. The transcript is spliced from 4 exons. NCBI's taxonomy places the organism in Eukaryota, Viridiplantae, Streptophyta, Magnoliopsida, Poales, Poaceae. The coding region runs from base 153 to 524 and encodes 123 amino acids. The record is from RefSeq and is a predicted model, not a curated record. Gene Ontology annotation, cellular component: ribosome; cytosolic large ribosomal subunit. Gene Ontology annotation, biological process: translation; maturation of LSU-rRNA from tricistronic rRNA transcript (SSU-rRNA, 5.8S rRNA, LSU-rRNA). Gene Ontology annotation, molecular function: structural constituent of ribosome; mRNA binding.
CCUAGGGUUUUGUCUCCACAGCGUUCCGCCCUCGUCUCCGCCGUCUCUUAUAUAGCCUCCCCCGCCGCCUCCCGUCCUCUUCCCUUCGCGCACCGCCUCCACCCUUCCGCCGCUGCUGCUUCGCCGCCGACGCCGCAGCCGCCACAGUCGCCAUGGCCCGGAUCAAGGUGCACGAGCUCCGGGGGAAGAACAAGGCGGAGCUGCUGGCGCAGCUCAAGGAACUCAAGGCCGAGCUCUCCCUUCUGCGCGUCGCCAAGGUCACCGGCGGAGCCCCCAACAAGCUCUCCAAGAUCAAGGUGGUGCGCACGUCAAUCGCGCGCGUGCUCACGGUGAUCUCACAGAAGCAGAAGGCGGCGCUGCGGGAUGCGUACAAGAAGAAGACGCUGCUCCCCCUCGACCUCCGCCCCAAGAAGACCCGCGCCAUCCGCCGCCGCCUCACUAAGCACCAGCUUUCUCUGAAGACGGAGAGGGAAAAGAAGCGUGAGAAGUAUUUUCCCAUGAGGAAGUAUGCUAUCAAGGCCUAGGUCAGGACUGUGGGAUGCUAUGCCUAGCGUAUCACCAGCCGUUUCUUUGCCUAGGAAGUAUUUUUUAAGUUUUGAUUUGUAUGGACAUUCCUUGUGGGUGGAAAGUAUGGUGUUUUUGCUCUGUUACCUCAAAUGGCUAAAUUGUUUUAAGUGGCAGUUGUAUUGGCACUGAAAUCCUACAUGUUUGGCGGUAGUUUCUCAUGUCUACAA